GCACCACAAUCUAACAAGGACGUAAAACAUCGAAAUGAGAACGAAAACUUUGUUUGAAAAUUGCCUUCUUUCUGACCGUUUCGAUGGGUUUCGGAUUUUUUACUUGUGGACCAAGUGAAGCUUUGGUCAUUUCUGGAUGUUGCUACUCCCGACCUCGUUUGGUGCCAGGAGGCCGAGUAUUCGUUUGGCCUGGAAUUCAAAGGAUUCAAAGAAUAUCACUGAAAACUAUGACACUUCAAAUUGACUCUCCCAAGGUUUACACAAUACAGGGCGUUCCCAUUUCUGUAUCCGGUGUGGCACAGGUGAGAAUCCAAAGCCAAAAUAAGGAAAUGCUUUUGACGGCGUGCGAGCAAUUCUUGGGGAGAACUGAGGCCGAGAUACAGACUAUUGCCUUAGCGACCUUGGAAGGUUACCAAAGGGCGAUAAUGGGGUCCAUGACCGUUGAUGAAAUUUACAAAGAUAGAAAAAAGUUUAGUGAACAAGUCUUCAAAGUUGCCUCCUCAGAUUUGGUUAACAUGGGCAUUACUGUUGUUUCCUACACUUUGAAUGACAUCAGUGAUGAUAUGGGAUACCUGGCAUGCUUGGGCAUGGCGCGUACGGCUGAAGUAAAACGUGACGCAAGAACUGGCGAGGCAGAAGCUCGAGCUGAUGCUCGUAUAAGACAAGCGAUCGCCGAAGAACAGCGUAUGGCAUCCGUUUUGUUCAAUGAGACGCAAGUAGCCAAAGCACGUCGUGACUUUGAACUGAAAAAAGCAUCUUACGAUGUUGAAAUAGAGACACAGAGAGCGACCGCUGAAUUAGCCUACGACUUGCAAGCGGCGAAAACUAAACAGCGCAUUCAAGAGGAACAAAUGCAGGUUAAGGUCAUCGAACGUUCACAGGCGAUCGCCUUACAAAAGCAAGAAGUGCAGAGGCGCCUGCAAGAACUUGACGCGACUGUUAGCCGUCCGGCGGAAGCCGAGAAAUAUCGAUUGGAGACGAUUGCUGAGGCAAAUCGAAAAAGAGUGGUGCUCGAGGCGGAAGCAGAAGCCGAGGCUUUGCGCCUAAGGGGCGAGGCGAAGGCUUUCUCCAUUGAGGCUAAGGCUAAAGCGGAGGCCGAGCAGAUGGCGAAAAAGGCAGACGCGUGGAAGGAGUAUAAACGUGCCGCAAUGGUCGAUAUGUUUAUGGAUGUUCUGCCGCACGUUGUGGCGGAGAUUUCAACGCCUCUUGCUCAAGCUAAAAAGAUCACUAUGGUGUCGAAUGGGCAAGGAGAGAUUGGUGCUGCAAAAUUAACAGGGGAGGUUUUAUCAAUGGUUGCCGAAAUUCCUGAGGUAGUGAAGGCCAUGACUGGGGUUGAUAUUGCUCAGUCCAUUCGCACGGUUUAGGAUCUAUCACGCUGAAGAUAUGUCAUUAUUAGGGCGCAGUUCUUCUAUGCGAUUUGGAAUGCCUAUCUUGUGUGCCACAGUGCCCCACGGCCAUUGAAUAAAAAACCCACGGUCCAGUCUUGUUUUUAACUUAUUUAUGUCGAGAAGGUGCCCUCGUUCUUCAGUACAAUUCACAUUAGCUUUUUCUUUCAAAGUUUUGAAAAAAGCAUAGGUAUCUAGACUUUAACUCCCUCCUUACUUAAAAAAAGUUUGUGGAGCACUAUUUUGUUAAUUGUAUUGCACGCAAAUGUUUAAUUCUCAAUUUGGGCUUCUUUAAUAAAAUAUGAUAAAUAAAAACGUUUCUUCCAAAU
Molecule: messenger RNA, 1714 nt
Organism: Photinus pyralis (common eastern firefly)
Lineage: Eukaryota; Metazoa; Arthropoda; Insecta; Coleoptera; Lampyridae
Product: flotillin-1-like
Exons: 6
Coding region: 84-1364 (426 amino acids)
Biological process (GO): protein localization to plasma membrane; regulation of receptor internalization; positive regulation of endocytosis
Cellular component (GO): plasma membrane
Source: RefSeq, a predicted model, not a curated record